AUGGUGAAAUUAAUUAUUUUUUUUCUUAUGAUACCAAUGGCAAGGUGCCCUUUGCCAGGAUCAUUUUUUUGGAGGCCAAGACUAGGAGUUGAUUUGGCGAUCCCUACAACACAUAAGACAAAGACAAGGAUUGGGCAACCAUCGGUGGCAGAAAUUAAAGCUGGUACGGUCGUUUUGAUCAACGGAUACCAAGUGGGGGUGACGGUGAUAGCCCUAGCCGCGGGCUGGAACGCUCGGCAUGUCUUUCCUCACCUUAACCCCUUCUCAUCAUGGUUUUACACCACUGCGUACAGAUGGGGUCUGAGACAUUUGAGCCUGAUACCAGAAUGGCUAAACGGAAAUAAGUACACUUACAUCGAUACCCAUAGGGCUUGGAGAAAACGCUUUUAUUAUAUGGACAGUUUCGUACCACAGUGGUUACGAUGGUUGCUGCCUCAUGUGAGGGACUGGAAAGUCGAGGACCGCCAAUGGAGACGAUACCAUCGAUACGCUGAACCUGCCUUCGCCAAACACAUGCACUACCCUGGCGAAGUGUUCGACGACUGGAAAUCCGAAGAAACGACGGAGACUAUCGAAAACCUGGACAUGUCAGACUUCUCGCUUGAUGAUAAUACAACUGAUUAUUAA
Messenger RNA from Parnassius apollo (apollo), 627 nucleotides. NCBI's taxonomy places the organism in Eukaryota, Metazoa, Arthropoda, Insecta, Lepidoptera, Papilionidae. The record is from the annotation of a GenBank genome assembly.